AUGUCAGCAGACGGGGUCGACGACAGCCCAGAAGCCGAGGACUGGCUGCCUGUGCUUUCCUUCGAGGAAGCAUUUGCUGAUGAUGCCAAGCCUUCUGUCUCUUCGCGGCGGAAGCAGCGGCGUGCAGAGCGGGCCAGCAUCCGCUCUGCCCACGAGCGGGCAGGCACCCGAGAGCUGCGAGCAGUCUUUCAAGUGCUGGAGGCCCUCCCGGCAGCUCUGCCUGAUCUGGCUGCUAACACCAGGCAAGUUGCAGGAAGAGCGGGUGGCUACUGCCGUGAUGGUGUUGCAAACACCGCCGCAGAUGCAGAAGGGGAAGCGGACGAAACGCUACCAGCACCCAAGAAGCCGAAGGGCCGCAAGCAUUGCCCUGAUGUAGCGGAGGUAGAUGCCCUGCUCACCCAAGCCACAGCAGUUUUACGUACUGACUGCCCAUAUGGUGCAUUGCCCGAAGUCUUUGCGCCACCAGAGGGUCUUGCCAUCCUUUCAGCCAUGAUUGAGCGGCCGCCCAAGUACCAGGAGAAGUACCUUGGCCAGGAGUGGUCUAUCCUCACGAAGGUGUCUUCCCUGCAGGAAGUGGUAUGGGCCCUUGCAGGGUCCCCCGAUGGACAGGAGGGGAAGGACAUUGCCGUGGUCGACAUUGGUGCUGGCAACGGGAGUCUCGCAAUGCUAGCCGCGCUGCUGUUGGGAGGCCAUGCAGUGCUUGUGGACCACACGCUGCCACCCGAGCCUUUGCGUGUUGAGGGCCGCCUGCCUGCAGAGUACCGACAUCGAAUCCUGCGGGUCACGGGAGAUGUGGGGGAUUUGGAUGCGCAAGAGGCCUUGGAACCAGUGCUGGCCAAGCACGGUCUCAGCAGAGUGGUGGUCAUCGCCAAGCACCUUUGUGGUGUCGGCACCGAUCUGGCUCUGAAGUUGCUGCGACGGUGGUGCUGGGACGGCCUGACUUCCGGUGCCCAUCGUGCUGAGUUGCUCGGCGCAGUGAUUGCCACAUGCUGUGGCCACAAGAUCGGCACAGAAGAUGCGCAGGUCUACCGCGAAAUCCACGCCAGAGAUCCAUAUCUCACUCGCAUCACGGGCCAAGAUGGAGAUCGUUUGGAGACAUUUCUCAAGAUUUGCACGCGAUGCGUUGCCUGGCGUACCACAGCUGGGGCCUCUGCGAAUCGAAUCACUGACAAGCAAGUGAGAGCAGCUGAACUCUUUGAGGAUGCUCUGCAGGAACCACGAAGCUUAGCUGCAGCAAGCUUGCUUUAG
Symbiodinium pilosum is the source of this 1248-nucleotide messenger RNA. The record is from the annotation of a GenBank genome assembly. NCBI's taxonomy places the organism in Eukaryota, Dinophyceae, Suessiales, Symbiodiniaceae.